AUGUCCAAGACCGCCCUCCUCAAAGUCAUCCUCCUGGGCGACGGCGGCGUGGGCAAGUCCUCGCUCAUGAACCGCUACGUCACCAACAAGUUCGACUCCCACCUCUUCCACACCAUCGGCGUGGAGUUCCUCAACAAGGAGCUGGAGGUGGACGGCCACGUGGUCACCCUCCAGAUCUGGGACACGGCGGGACAGGAGCGCUUCCGUAGCCUCCGCACCCCCUUCUACCGGGGCUCCGACUGCUGCCUCCUCGCCUUCAGCCUGGACGACGGGCAAAGCUUCCGGAACUUGGCCAACUGGAAGAAAGAGUUUGUUUACUACGCAGACGUCAAGGAGCCCGACAGCUUCCCGUUCGUGGUGCUGGGGAACAAGCUGGACGUCCCGGAGAGGCAGGUGUCCGCGGAGGAGGCGAGGAGGUGGUGUGCGGAGAACGGAGGGCAUCCUUACUUUGAGACCAGCGCCAAAGAUGCUACGAACGUGGCGGGCGCUUUCGAGGAGGAGGUGAGGUGGGGGGGCGGUGAGGAGGGUUCUGGCUCAGGACGACCGAGCCGAGCAGCUCAUUCACACAAACACUGUGGACAUCCAGAAGAAAAACCACCACAACCAACAGUGCUGCUAAAACACACCUAG
This is a messenger RNA of Knipowitschia caucasica, 630 nucleotides long. The record is from the annotation of a GenBank genome assembly. Lineage: Eukaryota; Metazoa; Chordata; Actinopteri; Gobiiformes; Gobiidae.